Messenger RNA from Sordaria macrospora k-hell, 699 nucleotides. Its product is annotated as mitochondrial 37S ribosomal protein mS41. NCBI's taxonomy places the organism in Eukaryota, Fungi, Ascomycota, Sordariomycetes, Sordariales, Sordariaceae. Gene Ontology annotation, cellular component: mitochondrion. The record is from RefSeq and is a predicted model, not a curated record.
AUGAAGUCCUUCCUCCGGAUCCCGUCCGCCCUUGGACUCCUCUUCCGGCCCUGCGCCGUCUCGGCCCCCGUCACUGUCCCCGGGCUCAACGCACACGCACGAUGGGCGCAUAAGCUGCCCCUCAUCCCCGCGCCGACUCCCUUCGUCCCCGACGUCCCUACCUUCCUGAACUUGAUCGGUCGCGACCUCAAGCAACAUGCCGACAAGUUCCCCACGUGGGAGGCCCUCUUCACCCUCACCACCGACCAACUGAGAGAACUCGGCGUCGAGCCUCCAAGGACAAGGCGCUACCUGUUGCGAUGGAGGCAACGCUUUAGGGAGGGCAAGUUCGGCGUUGGCGGCGACCUGAAGCACGUCGAAAACGGUGUCGCCUACUUGAAGAUCCACGAGAGGCCCAUCAACCCUGCCCUGACGGCACGAAAGGUCGUCAAUGUCCCCGCCAACAAGAACCCCGAGACAAUCAAGAACCCCAGACCCUACCGGGCCAAGGGCUUCAAGGUCAAGGGCGUCUCGACAAUCCUUGGCCCCUACGCCUUGCCCGUCGGCAAGGGCGUCGCCAAGGUCACCGUCACCGAGGGCAUGUGGGAAGACAAGAGAGGACACAAGGUCGACGGCGGUGAGCGUAGACGCGCCGAGGUGCGCUUCAAGAGGGGUGUGGCCGAGCGCAAGGCCCUCAGGGAGAAGAUGGGCUUCUACUAA